AUGCGAAUCUUGCUGGAGGCCAAGAUUGCGAUUUUCAUUUUUUUGUCUUUAUUUGCUGUUUCUGAUUUAGUUUUUGAGAUAUUUAUUGUCACUGAUGACUUCAAUGUGCUGCGCGCUUAUGAGGUUCUGAAACUUUAUCUCCCCUGUUACAGAACCGGAAUAGCAACUUUCAAGGUUCAGCCUCACGGUGCAGCUGGUUAUGCCACUGCUACUACUACUAGCGAUAGCAUCCAGAGGAAGGAGCGAGACACUGGAUUGAGGAGUGUAGGUCCGAAGACAAAGAGAGAGCAGCUGCUAAAAGCCACUGCACUUGUCCCACUUCUUUUGAUAUUCCCGAACGCCUAUUCCAUGCUCGCAGCGAAUCUCUUUGUAUUCUGGCACAUAAGUGCUGGUAUUGAAUAGAUUUUGGCUGAUUAUGUUCACCAUGAGAUGACCCGAAAUUAUGUCGUGAUUGCUUUCAAAUUGUUCCUGAUAAUUGCAAUGAAGGAUGUGUUCCUAAAAUUUGUAUUUGUAUAAUCAGAUAACUCACUAAAAUUAUGCUUGCAUUUCUGCAUAAUAUGAGCCCGAUGAGGUGUAAAUAUGAGAAAAUCCUUAUUUCCAGUUUUCAGUUGGUUAUUAGAGGUG
Messenger RNA from Arachis duranensis, 624 nucleotides. RefSeq names its product succinate dehydrogenase subunit 4, mitochondrial-like. Gene Ontology annotation, cellular component: mitochondrial inner membrane. The record is from RefSeq and is a predicted model, not a curated record. Gene Ontology annotation, biological process: mitochondrial electron transport, succinate to ubiquinone; tricarboxylic acid cycle. Lineage: Eukaryota; Viridiplantae; Streptophyta; Magnoliopsida; Fabales; Fabaceae. The transcript has 5 exons.